AUGCCCUGACUGCGCGCGCAAUAAUUCACCGAGAAAGUUGUUAGCAUAGCAUCAAGUUCCUGUCUCACAACAACAUUUGUGUUGUUUCCUCUUUUAAUAAUAACUUUUUAUUCCGGGCAUGUUAUGCUGUUAUUUGUUUUACUAAGCGAAUGCGUACUGACUGACAUCUCUUCGCUGCUAUAUACGAGAUACAUAUAUGAGGCGGCAUCUUCUGUAACGUUAGCCUAUUAGCUUCUUUGUGGUUUUGGAAAAUUGCGAGCCAAAGAUGACCUCCAAAACUAAAGUGGGAAAGGUGGGCUCCAAAAACAAAGAAGAUGCUCCUCAUGAACUGGAGAGUCAGUUUGUUCUGCGGCUUCCUCAGGAAUACGCCUCCACAGUCAGACGGAUUGCCCAGUCUAGUAGCAUGAACAUGAAAGACAGACUUACAAUAGAGUUGCAUGCUGAUGGACGCCAUGGGAUUGUGCGUGUGGACCGUGUUCCUUUAGCGUGUAAAUUAGUAGAUUUACCCUGCAUUCUGGAAUCCCUAAAAACUGUUGACAAAAAGACCCUCUACAAGACUGCUGAUAUCUGUCAGAUGCUUGUGUGUACUCUGGAUGGAGAUCUCUACCCUCCUCUAGAGGAGCCCACUGGCACUGCAGACUCCAAAAGCAAAAAGAAAGAUAAGGACAGAGACAAGAAGUUUGUUUGGAAUCACGGCAUUACCCUACCCCUAAAGAACACAAGAAAGAGGCGGUUCAGAAAGACAGCAAAGAAGAAGUACAUCGAGUCACCUGAUGUUGAAAAGGAAGUGAAGAGGCUCUUGAGCACAGACGCCGAAGCCGUCGGUGUUCGAUGGGAGAUUAUUGCUGAGGAUGAGACUAAAGAACCUGACAACAGCUUAUCUCUAUCCAAUCUGGAGUCUUCACCUGGAACCUCUGGACACAAGGGUCAUGGCUCUUCAGUCCCACACGAUGAGCUUCGGGAAAUCUUCAACGACAUCAGCAGCAGCAGCGAGGAUGAAGACGAAGAGGGUGAACGUCACGAGGAUGAAGACCUGAACAUCAUGGACACCGAAGAUGACAUGGUCAGGCAGCUCCAUGAGAAACUAAGCGACACCGAUGGAGGUCGAGACGAGAACGAUAGGAACAAUCAGAUCGUGAUGGAGUACCAGGUGCAGAUCAACAAUCUGAAGGCCAAGCUGCAGGAAACACGUGCCCGCAAGAAACAACAGGAGAAAUUGAUCAUGGAGGUGGAAAAUCAAGCCUUGCGGGAUCGUUUUCAGUCUCACUUGAACGAUAUGAUUCAUCAAGAGGAGCAGGAGAUGGAACAGCUGGCCUCACUGCAAGAGCAGCUGGACUCACUGAUGGAUAAGUGAUACCUGACAGUGACCAAGAUACUUCAUUACAAAGGACCACAGAUGACUGCUGAACACUCCACCAGUUUUAGUGUAUUGCACUAUUUAGAUUUGUGUUUUUAGAGCUAAAUAAUUGUCUAGGUGCUGACCUAUGGCCCUGUCACACAAGCUUCUGUGAUGCCUUCUUAUGCAAGACUGUGUGGUGUAUUGAAUUAACUGCAGUAUUUUGAAUAAACUCAUUUUUGAAAUCGU
Paramisgurnus dabryanus is the source of this 1585-nucleotide messenger RNA. It is a transcript of the gene taf7, whose product is annotated as TAF7 RNA polymerase II, TATA box binding protein (TBP)-associated factor. Gene Ontology annotation, cellular component: transcription factor TFIID complex. Gene Ontology annotation, molecular function: RNA polymerase II general transcription initiation factor activity. The record is from RefSeq and is a predicted model, not a curated record. Gene Ontology annotation, biological process: RNA polymerase II preinitiation complex assembly; transcription initiation at RNA polymerase II promoter. NCBI's taxonomy places the organism in Eukaryota, Metazoa, Chordata, Actinopteri, Cypriniformes, Cobitidae.